Messenger RNA from Rubroshorea leprosula, 2529 nucleotides. NCBI's taxonomy places the organism in Eukaryota, Viridiplantae, Streptophyta, Magnoliopsida, Malvales, Dipterocarpaceae. The record is from the annotation of a GenBank genome assembly.
AGUAGGACAGAGGUCUUCAACGUAGCAAAGAAAACAGAGAAGCUAUAAUGGUCAGCAAGAAUGGCGAGUAACCCAACUAGAAGAGAUCAGACACGAUUCUGCGCCUUUCAUGGAGAACAUGGACACGAUACAGAGGAAUGCAAACAACUGAAAAUAGAAAUUGAGAGGUUAAUAAGACGAGGAGCACUCCGGCAAUUCGUUAAAACAAACGACAGUAGCAGAAAUAGGAAAGAUCGGCACAAAAAGCCUGGAGAGAAAGAGAAAGAAGAAGAACAGCCACUGGAAGUUGUAGGGACCAUUAACAUCAUAAGCUUACCGUUUGAAGUACGCAGCAAAGAAAGAACCUCGCCAGUAACACUGGAAGCAAAGAAUUCUUUAAGAAAAAGCGAGACUAGGAUUAAAUGCAUUACAAGCAGUAAUCUCUACAAGCCACAUGAUGAUCAAAUUUCCUACGCUAAAAGGUAUUGGAGUGGCAAGAGGAAGGUCCGCAGAAAUUCAGGAAACUGUCACAGCACAGGUGAUAUCGGGAGAAGAAGAGCAUUGACAGUAGAUACAAUGGAUGCACGAGAAGGAAGCGCAGCUGACAUGCCCAUAAUAGACCCUGAAGUUGCAUGCCAUAGGCUCGGGGUACCCCCAGAAGCUGUGCCAGUUAGGCAAAAGAUGAGACAAUUUGGAGCCGAAAGAACCGCAACUAUAAAGGAAGAAAUAGAGAAAUUAAAAGAAGCAGGAUUUAUAAAAGAAAUAAACUUCUGUGAGUGGUUAUCUAACGUCGUCAUGGACAACUAUGCAUUGCCUAACAUAGAUGAAUUAGUGGACAACUCCUUCGGAUAUGAAGUACUCAGUUUCUGUGACGCCUAUUCAGGAUACAACCAAAUCCCACUUGCAGAAGAGGAUCAAGACAAAACAGCUUUCAUCGCAGUAGGAGAAACAUACUGCUACAUAGUGAUGCCAUUCGGCCUAAAAAACGCAGGAGCAACAUACCAGCAUUUCGCAAACAAAAUCUUUGUGUUGUUGAAAGAAAAGUGCGUAGAAGUAUAUGUCGAUGACUUGAUAAUAAAAAGCAGAAGUCUAGAUCAGCAUCUUGAAGACUUAGAGCAAGUUUUCAACAUACUACAGGAAUAUGGCAUGAAAUUAAAUCCUCUAAAAUGUACGUUCGGGGUAAAGGCGGGAAAAUUCUUAGGCUUCAUGCUAACCAGCAGAGGUAUUGAAGCAAAUCCAGAAAAAGUGCGUGCAAUAAUAGAAAUGAAACCCCCAGCUUCAAUAAAAGAAGUACAGCACCUUAUGGGAAAAAUUGUGGCAUUAGGAAGAUUUUUGUCAAAAUCUGCAGAAAGUGAGAACGGGAGUGGCGCAGGAAUCAUACUGACAUCACCAGAAGGAGAAACCUUCGAAUACGCACUAAAGUUUACGUUUGAGGCAUCCAACAAUAGAGCAGAGUACGAGGCUCUGCUAGGUGGACUUUGGUUAGCAAAAGCUGUGAAUGUAGAAUACAUCAAAAUAUUUAGUGAUUCACAGUUAGUCGUAAACCAAGUAAAAGGAGAUUUCAAUGCUCAGGAAACAAUAAUGACAAAAUACCUGGAAAAAGUUGCGCAACUCCUUAAACUGUUCAAAGGAUACGAAAUGCACCACAUAAAAAGAACCAAAACCUCAAAAGUUGAUGCACUGGCCAGACUAGCAAGUUUAGGAGUCACAGAAUCGGGAAAAGAGAUAUACGUUGAAGAACUGAGCUCCCCCUCAAUAUCUGAAGAAGAAAUCCUAGAGAUAGAAGAAGAAGAAGUAACCUGGAUGAAUCCAAUCAAAAGAUACCUCUUUAAUGGAGAUUUACCUGAAGACAAGAAAGAAGCACAGAAGCUGAAAAAAAAAGCAGCGUGGUAUACCAUCCUUGGUGAUCAUCUCUAUCAAAGAUCAUACACACACCCAUGGCUCAAAUGUCUGACACCCAACGAAGCAAAAACCGUAAUGGAAGAAAUUCACGAAGGAGAAUGCUCCAACCACAUAGGAGCAGAAUCACUAUCAUACAAAAUCCUCCGCCAGGGAUAUUUUUGGCCAACCAUGAAGAUGGAUACAAGGGAAUACAUCAAGAGAUGUGACAAAUGCCAAAGAUUCGCUCGAAUACAACACCAACCGUCAAAUCCUCUGCAUUUGGUAACAGCUCCAUGGCCCUUCGCAAAAUGGGGGAUGGACAUCCUUGGGCCCUUCCUAGAAGCAAAAGGAAAAAAGAAGUACCUUAUAGUUGCAAUAGACUACUUCACGAAAUGGGUGGAAGCUGAGGCAGUGGCCAAAAUAACAUAACAGAAAAUAGAAGAGUUUGUAAAGAUAUGCAUCAUAUGCAAGUUUGGAACACCAAAAAUCCUGGUCAUGGACAAUGGGACCCAGUUCGCAAGUGAAUCUUUCAAAGAAUUUUUUCAAGCACAGAAUCUGGAAAGACGAUUCACAAUCAAAGCUCAGCUAGAAAACAAAGGAAAAACACCAGAGCAAAUUGAGCAGAGAUUUGCUUCAGUAGCUUACCCAGAAUCAAACGGACAGGUAAAA